Brassica rapa (field mustard) is the source of this 1444-nucleotide messenger RNA. RefSeq names its product carboxy-terminal domain RNA polymerase II polypeptide A small phosphatase 1. The record is from RefSeq and is a predicted model, not a curated record. Gene Ontology annotation, molecular function: phosphatase activity. Lineage: Eukaryota; Viridiplantae; Streptophyta; Magnoliopsida; Brassicales; Brassicaceae.
AUGGCGUGCCAUGGAUUUCUAGGGACACCGACCCUGAGAUCAUCACAUGGACGUCAUAAUCAUGGAAGGAGAAACCGGCACCAACAUCAUCAGUCCACAUGUUCGGCUGCAGCUGUUGCAGCAGCUGGCUCCAUCUUCACGUCCCUCAACAAGUCUAUCUUCACAUUCCACAGCCGCCUCUUGCGUUGUGUCUCCAGGCUUUUCCGUCUCACUAGCGCAACUCCUAGCCGUAAACAAGGCUACAAAAGGCUCCAGAAACACAAGCACCAUCAUCAUCAGCAGCCUUCAUUGAGAAAACAUAAUGACAAGAAAAGAACCAUCGUUCUUGAUCUCGAUGAAACAUUGGUCCACUCAUCAAUGGAGCCACCCAUCCGAGUUAACGUAGAUUUCAUGGUGAGGCUAAAGAUCCAAGGAAUGGUUAUACCCAUGUUUGUAGUAAAACGACCAGGAGUCACCGAGUUUCUUGACAGGAUUGGUAAGAACUACCGGGUGGCGGUUUUCACAGCCGGUCUGCCUGAAUAUGCUUCGCAAGUUUUGGAUAAACUAGACAAGAACCGUGUGAUCACACAGAGGCUAUACAGAGAUUCAUGCACAGACAUGAACGGGAGAUACGCCAAAGACUUGUCUCUGGUUGCUAAGACAGACCUGGGGAGUGUUUUGCUAGUUGAUGAUAACCCUUUCUCCUACUCGUUGCAGCCUGAUAAUGGAGUUCAUAUUAAGCCUUUUGUGGAUGACAUGGAAGAUCAAGAACUGAUGAAACUUGCAGAGUUCUUUGAUGGAUGUUGUCAGUAUGAAGAUUUAAGGGAUGCAGCAUCAGAACUUCUAUAUAACAAAGUGACUUGAUGAUCCACAUUUAUAUAUUUUCUUUUUUUAUGCAGACUCUGUUUUCAAUUUUGUUUUUGGGUUUUUUUUCUUUCUUUUUGUUGUUGAUUUUCUUUGGCUAUCGGUAUUUUUGCGUUGACAAAGGAUGAUUUCUUCCUUUUUCAACGUUGUUACCUAUAUAAUGUGUUACUGGAAAAUGUAUUAUAUAACCAAGAAAAAUCGGUAAUGAAAAAAAGAAGUUUUGGACUAGUACAUUAUUUGUUAAUACACUUUAAAUCUUGUAUCAUGAUAUGGUCUUUUUUACAUGGAUUCUAAAUUCGUGAGUCUGUUGGCAGUAGUAUUUUCAAUCAAGUUUGCAUUUUUUUGUUUUUGUUCUUUGUUCUUACAGUCCAGAAAAAUAUCUUAAUCUUCAAUAAUAAAUUAUCUAAUGUUUAUCUGUUUGGUAAACCACGUUAAAAUCUCUUCUCGUCGACACCCUUAUAGUCUCUGCUUUGUCUUUUUCAUAUCAGUUUUUUUUUAUUUUUUUAAGGCGCCUUGCCUCUCCUUUCUUGGUUAGAACUUCUGGGUGUUUCAUGCACCUUUCUUGUUCCAAAACGUUAAAACCAGUGUUAUAAAAAAAAAA